Kuraishia capsulata CBS 1993 is the source of this 735-nucleotide messenger RNA. RefSeq lists its product as uncharacterized. Gene Ontology annotation, molecular function: N-terminal protein N-methyltransferase activity. Lineage: Eukaryota; Fungi; Ascomycota; Pichiomycetes; Pichiales; Pichiaceae. Gene Ontology annotation, biological process: N-terminal protein amino acid methylation. The record is from RefSeq and is a predicted model, not a curated record. Bases 1 to 735 code for a protein of 244 amino acids. The transcript has a single exon. Gene Ontology annotation, cellular component: cytoplasm.
AUGCCUGCUAAAGAUCAAGCUCAACCCACAGUUGCCCCUGUGGGACAGCUCGAUUCCAUGAUCGAUUACAACAAGGCUAUAGAAUACUGGUCUGGUGUGGAGCCCACUGUCAAUGGUGUUCUAGGAGGUUACGGUGAGACCACCUCGGUGCCAAAAGCGGAUGUGGUUGGUUCCGCAACUUUCAUGAGGAAAUUAACCCCAAGACUAUCGGUCGAAGAAGGCAAGAUCAAGUACGGACUAGAUUUCGGUGCUGGUAUAGGAAGGGUUACCAGAGACUUCUUACACAAGCAGUGUGACAAGGUGGAUUUGCUUGAGCCUGUGAAGUCUUUUGUUGACCAGAUGGAAGUUGAAUUGAAGUCGUUAAAGGAAAAGGGGAAGAUAGGUGAGAUAUACCAAAUCCCAAUGCAGGAUUGGGAGCCCUCUGAACCAAACAAAUACUAUCUAAUUUGGUGCCAAUGGUGCUGUGGACAUUUGCCAGAUGAUGCUUUCCUUAUCUGGCUGGACAACUGCAAGAAAGGACUACAGGAAAACGGAUUAUUGGUGGUCAAGGAGAACAACACCAGCUCAGAUGACGAUGUGUUCGACGAGGAAGAUUCCUCCAAGACUAGAUCGGACAAAAACUUCAGAAGGCUUUUCAAGCAGGCAGGUUGGAAGUUGAUAGCAACUGAAAGACAGAAGGGUGUUCCCAAAGAGCUGUAUCCAAUUAGAAUGUAUGCAUUGAAACCUGAAAACUAG